AUGCUAUUUGCGCUAUGUUUACUUCCAUUAGUUGCCAGAUGUACAAAAGUGGGACCCACGGGCGUGUCCGUGGGCGUGAGACACCGACCCACGGGCGAGCUGGUGGGCGUGAGAAUCAGCUGUAUAAAAUCACGGGCGGGGUCUUCGCCGCCCACUCAGCCAGCGAAUGAACUGGAAGCGUUGUUCCGAGUGUACGACGAAGUCAUGAAAGAAGUUGAUGUCUUCGAGGCCCAAGACGUCGACAAAGUGUUAUCUAUGUAUAUGGUAGGAGUCCACAGGGACUUCGGAGGUCGUGGUCUUGGCAGGAAACUGGUGGAGCGGUGCAUGGAGAAGGGGGUAGAAAAGGGAUGCCAGCUAGCGGUGACGUGUAUCACUAACAAAUACUCGGGAAGGAUUUUCGAGAAGCUAGGUUACGAGGUGCGUCACUGCCUUGACCUGACCUCCCUCGGGCCGGACUGGGGCGUCGACACCUCGGUCAUGGGCGAGAAUACCACCGUCAGGGUCAUGAUCAAGAGGCUGCCAUGAAGAAGGAGUCUUUUUGUGUCUGUCUCUUUUCUCCUUCAAUCUCUGUCUGUCACUUU
This is a messenger RNA of Penaeus vannamei (Pacific white shrimp), 581 nucleotides long. NCBI's taxonomy places the organism in Eukaryota, Metazoa, Arthropoda, Malacostraca, Decapoda, Penaeidae. The record is from RefSeq and is a predicted model, not a curated record.